Messenger RNA from Eremothecium cymbalariae DBVPG#7215, 1293 nucleotides. RefSeq names its product multifunctional nuclease RAD27 (gene RAD27). Lineage: Eukaryota; Fungi; Ascomycota; Saccharomycetes; Saccharomycetales; Saccharomycetaceae. Bases 1 to 1293 code for a protein of 430 amino acids. Gene Ontology annotation, molecular function: DNA binding; 5'-3' exonuclease activity; 5'-flap endonuclease activity. Gene Ontology annotation, cellular component: cytoplasm; nucleus. The transcript has a single exon. The record is from RefSeq and is a predicted model, not a curated record.
AUGAACCCGUGCACCGCAGCCAGCGUGGUAAGCGGCGCCCUUCGUGUUGGGGAUCUUCUGCCGUUAUAUGGCCAGCAGCAGAGGCUCUUCUCUGGGAGCUUGGUUGCGAGGCCACGGCAGGAGAUAUAUACCACGGUCAUGGGAAUCAAGGGUCUGAACCGUAUCAUCCAGGACAAUGUGCCCCAGGCAAUUCGUUCCAGGGAGAUGAGGCAGUUUUUUGGACGCAAGGUUGCCAUUGACGCGUCGAUGUCGUUGUACCAGUUUCUGAUAGCUGUGCGGCAGCAAGACGGUGUGCAGCUUGCGUCUGCCGAUGGAGAGACGACGUCGCAUCUGAUGGGGGUGUUCUAUCGAACACUGCGGAUGGUUGACAAUGGGCUUAAGCCGUGCUAUGUGUUUGAUGGGCGGCCGCCUGAGUUGAAGUCGCAUGAGCUGGAUAAGCGGUCGGAACGGCGCAAGGAGACGGAGCGCAAGCUGGAGGAGUUGACCGAGCAGGCGGAGAUUCUCAAGCACGAGCGACGGUUAGUCAAGGUGGAGAAAUGGCAUAACGAGGAGGCGAAGAAGUUGUUGGGGUUGAUGGGGAUUCCGUAUGUGGAUGCUCCGUCUGAGGCCGAAGCUCAGUGUGCGGAGUUGGCCAAGAAGGGUAAGGUGUUUGCGGCGGCGAGCGAGGAUAUGGAUACGCUGUGCUACCGUACUCCGUAUCUGUUGCGGCACCUGACGUUUAGUGAGGCGAGAAAGGAGCCGAUCCAUGAGAUUGACACGGAGCUGGUGCUUCAAGGCCUCGAUUUGACGUUGGAACAGUUUGUCGAUCUGGGGAUUAUGCUGGGUUGUGACUACUGCGAAAGUAUUAAAGGCAUUGGCCCAGUUACCGCGCUGAAGCUUAUUAAGGAGCAUGGGUCCUUGGAGAAAAUCAUAGAGUACAUUGAAUCCGGAGCAGCCAAUGCCAAAUGGAAGGUGCCUGAGAAUUGGGCAUAUCAGGAUGCCCGGGAGCUUUUUUUGACACCAGACGUGGUGGACGCAGAUGAGCUCACCUUGAAAUGGGAAGACCCCAAGGAGGACGAAUUGAUAGAAUAUAUGUGCAAGGAAAAGGGGUUCAAUGAAGAUAGAAUCCGUUCAGGAAUACAAAAGUUACGUAAGGGCUUGAAAUCAGGUGUUCAAGGGAGGUUAGAUUCUUUCUUUAAAGUGAAACCCAAAAGCAAGGAAGAGCUGGCCCGGGCAUCAGCGAAAAGGGCCAAAGAUUCAUCAAAAAAGACAAAAACCUCCGAAAGGAAAGGGAAAAUAACUAAGAGAAGAUAA